AUGUGGAUUCAAGCUCAGGACCAGGAAAACAAAGACGUUCAUGGAUCUGCUUGUCUGGAGGUGGAUGAUCAGAAUGGAGCAGAGCAGGGAGACUCUGACCCUGCCCAGCCAGCUACUGGACCUCUAGCACCUAUUGGACCUCUAGCAGCUACUGGACCUCUAGCACCUAUCGGACCUCCAGCAGUUACUGGACCCUCAGCAGUUACUGGACCUCUAGCAGCUGCUAGAACUCCAGCAACUACUGUACCCCUAGCAGCUACUGGACCUCUAGCAGCUACUGGACCUCUAGCACCUAUCGGACCUCCAGCAGUUACUGGACCUUCAGCAGCUACUGGACCUCUAGCAGCUACUGGACCUCUAGCAGGUACUGGACUUCUAGCAGCUAUUGGACCUCUAGCAACUACUGGACCUCGAGCAGGUAUUGGACCUCUAGCAGAUACUAGACCUUCAGCACCUAUCGGACCUGCAGCAGCUUCUGGACCUCCAGCAGCUACUGGACCUCUAGCAGCUACUGGACCUCUAGCAGCUACUGGACUUCUAGCAGCUAUUGGACCUCUAGCAGAUACUGGACCUUCAGCAGCUACUGGACCUCUAGCACCUAUUGGACCUCUAGCAGCUACUGGACCUCUAGCACCUAUCGGACCUCCAGCAGUUACUGGACCUUCAGCAGCUACUGGACCUCUAGCACCUAUCGGACAUCCAGCAGCUUCUGGACCUCCAGCAGCUACUGGACCUCUAGCACCUAUUGGACCUCUAGCAGCUACUGGACCUCUAGCACCUAUCGGACCUCCAGCAGUUACUGGACCCUCAGCAGCUACUGGACCUCUAGCAGCUGCUAGAACUCCAGCAACUACUGGACCUCUAGCAGCUACUGGACCUCUAGCAGCUGCUAGAACUCCAGCAACUACUGGACCUCUAGCAGCUACUGGACCUCUAGCAGCUACUGGACCUCUAGCAGCUACUGGACCUCUAGCACCUAUCGGACCUCCAGCAGUUACUGGACCUUCAGCAGCUACUGGACCUCUAGCAGCUGGUAAAACUCCAGCAACUACUGGACCUCUAGCAGCUACUGGACCUCUAGCAGCUACUGGACCUCUAGCAGCUACUGGACCUCCAGCACCCAUCAGACCUCCAGCAGCUACUGGACCUUCAGCAGCUUCUGGACCUCGAGCAGCUACUGGACCUCUAGAGGCUGCUAGAACUCCAGCAACUACUGGACCUCGAGCAGCUAUUGGACCUCUAGCAGAUACUAGACCUUCAGCACCUAUCGGACCUGCAGCAGCUUCUGGACCUCCAGCAGCUACUGGACCUCUAGCAGCUCCUGGACCUCUAGCAGCUACUGGACCUCUAGCACCCAUCGGACCUCUAGCAGCAGUUACUGGACCUUCAGCAGCUACUGGACCUCUAACAGCAACUGGACCUCGAGCAGUUACUGGACCUUCAGCAGCUACUGGACCUCUAGCAGCAACUGGACCUCGAGCAGCUACUGGACCUCUAGCACCCAUCGGACUUCCAGCAGCUACUGGACCUUCAGCAGCUACUGGACCUCUAGCAGCAACUGGACUUCGAGCAGAUACUGGACCUUCAGCACCUAUCGGACCUCCAGCAGCUUCUGGACCUCCAGCAGCUACUGGACCUCUAGCACCUAUUGGACCUCUAGCAGCUACUGGACCUCUAGCAGCUGCUAGAACUCCAGCAACUACUGGACCUCUAGCAGCUACUGGACCUUCAGCACCCAUCGGACCUCCAGCACCAAUCGGACCUCCAGCAGCAACUGGACCUUCAGCAGCUUCUGGACCUCUAGCAGCUGCUAGAACUCCAGCAACUACUGGACCUCUGGCAGCUACUGGACCUCUAGCACCCAUCGGACCUCCAGCAGCUACUGGACCUUCAGCAGCUUCUGGACCUCGAGCAGCUACUGGACCUCUAGCAGCUGCUAGAACUCCAGCAACUACUGGACCUCGAGCAGCUAUUGGACCUCUAGCAGAUACUUGA
Messenger RNA from Oryzias latipes (Japanese medaka), 1995 nucleotides. The record is from RefSeq and is a predicted model, not a curated record. Lineage: Eukaryota; Metazoa; Chordata; Actinopteri; Beloniformes; Adrianichthyidae.